Anolis sagrei ordinatus is the source of this 322-nucleotide messenger RNA. Lineage: Eukaryota; Metazoa; Chordata; Lepidosauria; Squamata; Anolidae. The record is from RefSeq and is a predicted model, not a curated record.
GGCCCCCCAGUGCGAUUGGUCUUCCCCGAAGUGAGACUGAUGUCUGUCCGUAUCGUUUGGCAACCGCCUGAAGAGCCAAAUGGAAUUAUUCUUGGAUAUCAAAUUGCAUACCGCUUGGCAACCAGCAACCCAAACAAGUUCACCACGGUGGAGGUUGGCUCCACAGUCCGGCAGUUUGUGGCUACAGAUCUCCUCCCAGAAUCAGCGUACAUCUUCCGAGCCUCUGCCAAGACGCGUCAAGGCUGGGGGGAGCCCUUGGAAGCUACGGUCAUCACUACGGAAAAGAGAGGUAAGACUCCAAGCCUGUUUCCAUAAGAGUCCU